AUGUCUGGUAAUCGCCGUCCAUUCAAGCUAUUUUCAUCUCGCAAAGACUCAGACGACGACCUUACGUGUCCUCCCCCAUACCGCUCCACGGCACCCACGAGCUCGCAAACAAGCGGUGCAAAGCCCAUCUUCGAUUUCUCAAACAUGAAUACCAGCAUGGAUAGCAACUCAUCUGAGUCACCUCUACCAAGUUGUGGAUCUGCACCAAAAGUUCCUCGAAAAUGCUUCCAGGACAUCCCAGAAACAGAAUGGAUGAAUAAAGAGUGCAGGCAAUGGCUUGAGGAUUACUUCAUGACAAUGUGCGGUUACAAAGAAGUCUUGGCUGUGGAAAAGGCGUCAAAUUUUAUGGGUUCGGGCAUGAGCAUGUAUAUGAUGAGUCUCGCAGAAUGGAAAACACUAAUGGGUGUAUGUGAGGGGUCUGGGAUCUUUGGUGUUUUGAUGGAGCACAACAGAGACGGGAAAUACUGUUUCCAGUCUUAUAAUACGAGAAAGAACGGAGCCUUGUACUAUUAG
This is a messenger RNA of Botrytis deweyae, 513 nucleotides long. RefSeq lists its product as uncharacterized. The coding region runs from base 1 to 513 and encodes 170 amino acids. The transcript is spliced from 2 exons. The record is from RefSeq and is a predicted model, not a curated record. Lineage: Eukaryota; Fungi; Ascomycota; Leotiomycetes; Helotiales; Sclerotiniaceae.